Molecule: messenger RNA, 1431 nt
Organism: Lycium ferocissimum
Lineage: Eukaryota; Viridiplantae; Streptophyta; Magnoliopsida; Solanales; Solanaceae
Exons: 1
Coding region: 252-1280 (342 amino acids)
Source: RefSeq, a predicted model, not a curated record
CACACAUAUAAAUACUCAUCAUGAGCUGCAAAUCAUAUAUAUAGCUUUCUCUCUCUUUCUAUGGCGCUAAUCAAGCUCUAACAUGAAACCCCACCUCAUAUAAUACAACCCCCUCCUUCUUGUACUCAUCAUUACACUUCACUUAUGGCUAAUUUCAAGAAAGAAAAAAAAACAGUGCAUUUCGAAUAGAUUGAGACUUGUAGCUUGAUUCUUUACUCAUUCCAACAUUUAGAAGUGUACAUUUUGUUAGGAUGAAAAAUAUGAUUCCUGCUUGUUUUAGUAUUCCUCAUUCUGAGGUUUCAAAAACUUCUUCAUCUCCUCCUUCACAAGUACCUCAAAAUCUUGUUACAUGUAUUUACCAAGCUGACAUUUGUGGCUCACCAGUUUAUCUUACACUCACUUGGUCCAGGAACAUGUUUUCUCAUUCUUUGUUAGUUCAUGCACCUGAUCUUUUCUCCAUCACCAUUCCCCUCCACCAAUCGUCUUUUGCCAUAUUCAAGGCCCGGCCCGGAUCCAAAUCCAUCCACCCGAUCCAACACGAUCAUAAAAAGAUGAAGAUCCAUUGGGACUUCACACUAGCUAAGUUUAAUCAAAACUCAGCAGAGCCUGAGGGGUGUUUUUACAUUGCAAUUACUUGCAAUGCAAGACUGGAGUUCUUUCUUGGUGACAUGUUGACGGAGUUGACGGGCCGGGCCAGGCUGGUGUCAGGCUGUUGCUCGGGUGACCUAACUUUGUUGUCACGGCGAGAACAUGUGUUUGGACGGAGGAGUUAUACUACUCGGGCUCGAAUUAUGGGGGUCAAACAUGAAUUUGUGAUAGAAUGUGGGGGUGGAGUGCUUAAAGUGAAAGUAGAUGGGAAAACAAGUCUUAUAGUGAAAAGACUUGGGUGGAAAUUCAGGGGCAAUGAAAGAAUUUUAGUUGGUAACGUGGAGGUAACCUUCUUUUGGGAUGUCUUCAAUUGGGUAAACAAAAAAUGUGACGAUGAUAAAUUUGGGCAUGGUCAUGGACAUGGUGUUUUUGUGUUCCAAGUAGGUGAUGGUGGUGUUUGGCCUGAAAUGGGUGGAGCCGAGAAGAAACUGAUGAGGAAAAGUUUGUCGGCGAUGGCUGGACCGACGUCGGCAUCACCAUCGGUAUCUUUGUUGUCAUCGCCGUCGUGCUCUAGUGUGUUGCAGUGGGCAGAGGAGAACAGUGAAUGUGGGAGGAGUUCAUGGUCAUCUAUGAGAUCAAGUGAGAUUAGUGAGGGAUUUUCUUUGUUAUUGUAUGCGUGGAGGAAGGAUUGAGAUUAAUUUGAUUUAUUUUUUUUGUUCUGUUACUCAGAUUAUAUUGUGAGUAUUAAGUUGUAAUAACAGAAACCUGUAACUUUGUUAGUCCUGAUUAUGUGAAAUAUAACCCAGUAGCCCCUGGAAAAAAGCUUUGAUUUUUGCCUGUAUA